Coregonus sp. 'balchen' is the source of this 26412-nucleotide messenger RNA. Lineage: Eukaryota; Metazoa; Chordata; Actinopteri; Salmoniformes; Salmonidae. The record is from the annotation of a GenBank genome assembly.
UGAACACAAUGGAAGAAGACUUCAGCCAGUCGCUGACCCCGCCGGUGUCACCCUUCGUAGGGGAAAGCCAGUGUGAGCUGACCCCAGCCCUGCCACCCUGUUUCUCCUGUGCGUCUGACCCGGGUCGGGAAGACACCCAGCCACUGUCAUCUGACAGUUAUAUUGGCAGGGGCUCCCUGAAACGGUAACGUCUCUAUGAGCACACAGCUAAGGCAUAUUUUAGCAGGCUAAUAUUAUAUUGAACAAAAAUAUAAACACAACCUGCAACAUUUACAAAGAUUUUUACUGCGUUACAGUUCAUAUAAGGAAAUCUGUCAAUUUAAAUAAAUUAUUACAGACAGAAAUACUCCUCAGAUGAUCCCGCAGGUGAAGAAGCCUGAUGUGGAGGUCCUGAUUUGGCGUGGUUAUACGUGGUCUGCGGUUGUGAGGCCGGUUGGACGUACUGCCAAAUUCUCUAAAAUGACGUUGGAGGCAGCUCAUGGUAGAGAAAUUAAGAUUAAAUUAUCUGGCAACAGCUCUGGUGGACAUUCCUGCAGCCAGCAUGCCAAUUGCACACGCCCUCAAAACUUGAGACAUCUGUGGCAUUGUGUUGUGACAAAACUGCACAUUUUAAAGUGGCCUUUUAUUGUCCCCAGCACAAGGUGCACCUGUAUAAUGAUCAUGAUGUUUAAUCAGCUUCUUGAUAUGCUGCACCUGUCAGGUGGAUGGAUUAUCUUGGCAAAGGAGAAAUGCUCACCAACAGGGAUGUAAUCAAAUUUGUGCACAAUUUGAGAGAAAUAUGCUUUUUCUGCAUAUGGAAAAUAUCUGGGAUUUUUUUAUUUCAGCUCAUGAAACAUACGACCACUUUACAUGUUGCGUUUUAUAUUUUUGUUCAGUGUAUAAUCUACUGUAUAAGAGUACAGAGACAUUACAUAAGCCACUUGCCAUGACACAUGACAGGAUGAAAGUCCCGCCUACUUCAUGGAUCAUGUCUCGCAGUGUUUUUGAAUGGCCUUCAAGAAUAUAUAAUCAAAUUCAUAAAAAAGCGGUCAUUUUAAGAUAUAUGUAAAAUUAUAUUUGUAUUCGUGGAUUAAUUUACUCAAUCAAUCAGAAAUCUUCAUUAAAGGCAUCAGGUAGAAGUAAAUUAAUCCGCAAAUACGAAUACAAUUUUGCAUGUAUCUUAAAUUACAGCGUUUUCAUGAAUUUGACAAUAUAAACUUGAAGGCCAUUCAAUAACAGCGUGGGACAUGAUCCAGGAAGUAGGUGGGACUUUCAUACCGUAUGUGACACAUAGUAACUCAAAAGAUUGUGGACAGCUGACAACAGUGGACAGAAAUAAUACAUAUUAUGUUGAUCUUGUUAUAUUACAACAGAAUCAUUACCAACAAUAUUGUUUGAGGAAAACUCCCUGUCUUCAGUGUCUUGUAGGCUGCAGCAGAUCUAAGUUACUAUUGUCUUCCAUAGGCUGCUGUUGCGUCUGGCCCCAGCCCCUGCAGACUAUGAGGAGGACACAGUGGAUAUCUUUGGCUUCCCAUGGGUGACCGAGACUGCUCUGGUGGAAUCUACCAAACUUUUGUUCGGCCUGUUCAGGUGGGAAUACAGCCAGAUAAUGUGGAGUGUCAUUCAUUUUUUUCAGACUAUGUAUAGCUGCCUCACUGUCUCUAAUUCUCAGGGUUUCGAGGUCAGUGUGUCACAAUUUGUUGUCACCUUUCAGGCAAAAGCUUCUUAAACUAGAGACCCUGGUGCAGUCCAGCUCUCAUGACUUUGGUAAGCUAACUUAAUGUAUACCUUGCUGCUCAUGGUUUUGUGAGAAGGAGUUCACAUGUUGAUAUUAUUUGAUCAAAACUUUGUGGUAAUAACCAAGAUAGUGCCUGUGUGAUGUGAUUUGGUAUGGUGGUUGUUAGAUUUUUUUCUGAGUUGUGAUGGGGAAAUCUUGUACUGUUUUUGUUGUACUGUAUGUACUUGACAAUGUUAUGUUUCAGGCCAAGCCAGCAGCCUCCAUUAUGAGGCAGAAGACCUUAGGCAACAGUGUGUGCUGUUUCUCCAAUAUGUCAAAGUCUUCCUAUACAGGUAAUGCUACUGGUCAGUUAUUACUGAUUCUUACUGACUGUCCCUGGCCUAGGGCAUAGGCUAUAUUUACUUAGCUAGUUCCAGUAAAACACUGUAAGGAUUUGUUCUUUGUUUAAAAGGUAAAAGGAUAAGCAGUCAGGUCUGACACCUGACUUUUCUGUGACUCCCUGUGUGACCUCUGCACCCUGCAGGUACCUGGAGCCCACCUGUCCCCUGGAGGAGGGCCCCUGUCACCCCUAUGAGGAGCUGGAGGCUCAGCUACCCUCUGCUCUGCUGGAGGAGCUCUUUGGGGUCACCCUCCUCAUAGGGCGCCUCAAAGACCUAACGGCCAACAUCCAGAGUGCCCUCACCAUACAGCACCAGGGCAAGGUAGCCCCCCCCCCCCCCACACACACACACACAAAAAAGCAUGAAUAUUGUGAGUGAAUACCAGACCUGGGUUCAAAUAUACAGUGGGGAGAACAAGUAUUUGAUACACUGCCAAUUUUGCAGGUUUCCCUACUUACAAAGCAUGUAGAGGUCUGUACUUUUUAUCAUAGGUACACUUCAACUGUGAGAGACGGAAUCUAAAACAAAAAUCCAGAAAAUCACAUUGUAUGAUUUUUAAGUAAUUAAUUUGCAUUUUAUUGCAUGACAUAAGUAUUUGAUCACCUACCAACCAGUAAGAAUUCCGGCUCUCACAGACCUGUUAGUUUUUUUUAAGAAGCCCUCCUGUUCUCCACUCAUUACCUGUAUUAACUGCACCUGUUUUGAACUCGUUACCUGUAUAAAAGACACCUGUCCCCCACACUCAAUCAAACAGACUCCAACCUCUCCACAAUGGCCAAGACCAGAGAGCUGUGUAAGGACAUCAGGGAUAAAUUGUAGACCUGCACAAGGCUGGGAUGGGCUACAGGACAAUAGGCAAGCAGCUUGGUGAGAAGGCAAAACUGUUGGCGCAAUUAUUAGAAAAUGGAAGAAGUUCAAGAUGACGGUCAAUCAACCUCGGUCUGGGGCUCCAUGCAGAUCUCACCACUGGGACAAUGAUCAGAGAAGGUGAGGAUUCCCAGUAAAAUACGUGGAAUACCCAUGAUAUGCUUUUAUGUGUAUCUCCCUCAGCUGUUUCCUCCCUCCUGGCAUUUGUUACACCUCCACCUGGACAUCCACUGGUCAGUGUUGGAGAUUCUCCACUUGCUGGGGCAGAGGAUGCAAGGUAUGUGUUGUUUUUAUUGUUGGUAUUUAGGCUCUCGUCUAACCUAUCAUAGGGUAAUCUUCCAAGGCAAAACAAAUGACAUACGCAGUACUAUAAAAAUCAAACACGGAUCUGAAAUACACAAUAUGAAGGGAAAGAAAGUUGAGGCUGGUGUUGUCAGGUUGGUGUUGUCAGUGUAUUGUAGGUCUACUACAUCCUUAUUUGUCUGUUUGACCUUUGCAGGUCAGGUGGUGUACGCCCACCAGUUUGUGAACCUGACAGGGGAGAACCUGACCAACAACAGCCUGUUUGAGGAGCAUCUUUGCAACCUGCUCUCUGACCUCACUGGCCUGGCCAUGGGCAAAUACAGCAAGGUACUGUGUAUGGGUUUAUACAUUUGUGUUGUGUUCCUUAACAACGCUAACCAUUGAGUAAGCCAUGAGGCAAACCCUUGAAAAAUGCUCCAGGGGCGCCACACUAUGGCUGAACCUGUGCUCCCAUCUCUCUGUGGGUGGGUGGUUGUGUCUAAGAGUUGGGGGAGAAGAAAAACAAAUUCCUAAUAACUUUUCGUAUAGUUAUAAUACUGCCUAGAUAGGGUGAAAUCGAUAGAUAAUUUAAAACCUAUAGGCAACAUUUACAUCUCCCUAAGAGUUAGUAGCCUCUUCCGAGGCUGAGGCUUUUGGGGUAAAGGGUAUUCCUAACUCUGUCCUCUGUUGUAGGUAAGGCCUACUGAGGCCCUGACCAGCCAUCACUACCACUGCACCUGCACCAAAGAGCUGUGGAUACUACUUAUACACUUACUGGAACACAGGAGCAAAGUGUUACACACACAGGUGAACACGCACACAUUCACACGUGAUGCAACUGAAUGAUUUGGUGACCAUCCGAUUGUAUCUACAAUUAAUCAAAUUUGACAUAGUGUUUUUAUUUACAACUGUGUGUGUGCACUUGUGUGUGUUUCCCCCUAGUCUUUCUGGAACUACAUGAACACACUGCUGCGGUCUCUGAUCAGUGGCCAGCCUGUAGCAGAGCAGUACAGUGGGCUCCCUACACACUGUAAAGACCCUCUGGGCUUCACAUGGUGGCUUGUCACUCACUUGGCUGAGCUGGGACAAUACAGCCGCAACGGGGCCUUCCAAAAUGAAGUAAUCUACCUGAGAUUAGGGGGCUAUAAGGAGGGAUGUCCUAAACUGUAAAGGGAUGUGAUUUUUCCGGAUUAAUCAGAUAUGGCUGAUUUUCUGAAAUAUGUCCUCCAGUUAUAGUUGAAACGGUCAAAAUCAUCCCCUGUUAAGAUGAAAGACAGGCUGCAAUUUUGACUUCUUGCCAAGUUUAUUAGGUUGUAUGUUUUGUUGGUAAUAUAAUGUAUGCUCUGGUCUCACAGAAACAGCUGGAGGACAACUGGAGUUUUGUGGGUGAGCUGCUCAAGUCCACCUGUAACCCUAAGGUAGGCUCUCGCUCAAAGAGGAUAUGGGUUAUGGAUGGGAGCAUGGUUUCUGUGUACAGUUAUAAUUAGUUUGUUCAUUGAUCUGUGUGUGUUGCAGGGAGCGCUACAGGAGGAUCAGAUCAGAAUGCACGUCCACUGCUGCCUGAGUCUGUCACUGCUAUGGGAACCUAACAGUAGCACUGUCACCACACUCUGGGAGUACUACAGCAAAAACCUGGUAAGGAACACCUCUAACACAUCACUCUAAAACAUGGACAAUAUGUAAUGUACAGUGUGUAUGAAAUGUUAUGUCUGUUAUUAUAUACAGCAGAAUGAUGUGCCCAAUAAUCCCCCCCCCUUGUGGACAAUAAAGUUGAUCAUAUCAUGUUGUACUCUUAUCUCUCAAUUAAUGUUGGAUUGAGAAAUAUCCCAUUUACAUUCUCCCCUCCGUCUUCCCCUCCCUCCAGAGCGGUUCGUUCACAGUGCCCUGGUUAGGGGUGUCGGGGCUCGGCAGCGUGAGCAGAACCCCCCUGUCCCUAUUGGACCAGGCCCGGAGCUGCUGCUCCCCCUCCCCCCUUCACUCCCCCGGCCACACCCAGCUGUACCGCUCAGCCAACUCCUUUCACAUCUUCCUCAGAGUGCUGGCUCUCUACCUGGCCCAGGAGAACGCAGGCUGUGCCCCCUGGAGGCAGAUCAAGGGCAGGUGAGGCGUGUGUGUGUGUAGGGAUGGGUAACAUGGAGGGGUACAGAAAAGGAGGCCAGUUAAACCCCUAAGGUACUCUUUAAAUGGAGCUCAAUUGGUUUUGUUCAAUAUUAUGUUGAUACGGAAUACUGUCCCCUAAGGGGGGGAAGGGAGGGUGGUGAAGAUGACAGGUGAGUCCACACUCACAGACGUGACUCUUGACGUGUGUGUGCGUAUGUGUGUGUGCCUGCCAGGUGUGGCACAGCCCCUCUCUGAGGCUUUGCUAUUUGCUCAGCCUCCCAGGGAGAGCAGGUGUCUCAGGAGGAAUCUCCACCUACCUCGCCUCUCCUCCCAGCAGAGACCAGCCUAGUCCCACUGAGCCCCACAUAAAACCCACAGCUGCUUCCCAAACUCCCCCAGCCAUGGCUCCACCUUUCUGGGGGAGACCAAAGAUGAUAAGCCCAUCCAAGCCCAUGGACCCAACAUCAGAACGUGGCCUGGGACGGGCCCGGCUGGGCGCCAGCGAGGAGGAUAAAUCCGCCUAAUGACUUCCCUCUGUCUGGAACGUGCUCAGCCGCUCCGCAGACAUGAAGGCUAAUUAGCUAACGAGCAUGGCGGUUAAUUCCCCUUAACGAAGCCGUGUUGGUUUCCAGCACGGAUGGGGGUGGGCGGCGGCAGGGAGGAUGCUGGCAAGGACCGGACUGGGCUGGGCCUGGUCCAGAUUAGAACACCCUCUCUCCCUCUCUCUCUGCUCCAGUUCCCUCGAGAAGAGCUGGGCGUGCUUACGGCGUUCCGGCAACGUUCCGGCAAAGUUCCCGCUGGCUGGCCCGGCUCCGUGGGAGGCCCGUGGUGUCUGCAUUAAUGGGAUCGACUGGGAGAGCGCUGAUCUCUUAUGCCAGGAGUCGUGAGCAUCUGCUCGCCUCCGGAAAAAGCUGUCCAGGAUAAACAAACACACACAUUCACACAGACUGUCUGUCUGUCAGACAAACACAAAACACAGGAAAAAGCCUCUGCUGCCUCCCAACCUGUUACAGCUAAACUGUAUAUCCAUUUCCCACUACUGUUUUUCUCUAAAUGGAUCUCCCUAUCUACCUUUUGGUAGAUAGGCUAUAAGGUGAAUGCACCAAUUUGUAAGUCGCUCUGGAUAAGAGCGUCUGCUAAAUGACGUAAAUGUAAAUGUAAAUGUUCUCGCUCUUCCUGCCUUAGGUUAUUUCUCUACAUGGAUACCAUCCAUACACCUUCUCUCUUUCUCACCACUCUCUCUCCCUGUAACAUGUAGCAGAACUUUAGAACCAGUCAUGGUUAGGGCUGUUACGGUGACCAUAUUACCGCCACACCGGCAGUCACAAGUAAUGACAGCAGUCAAAUUCCACGUGACCGUUUAGUCACGGUAACUAGGCUUCUCCGAGCUCUGUUGCUGCUGAUGGUCAUUAGUAGCCUACCAAACUUGCUAACUGCCUGGUGCUCAGACUCUAUUGUCCUUCUAAUCACUCUGACAUCAAUGCAAAUAUAAUUGCAAAUCAAAUCAAACAUUUAAUGAGAGCUCAUGUUGCAUAACAUUUCUAUAGGCUAUGCAAUUGUGUGGGAAAACAGAGUUUUGAUGGGCUCUAUUAAAAAGAGGACGAUCCCAUCAGCUUUCAAUAGGCUAGGCCUACUAUAUUUAUUUCUCACGUUCCUAAUAUUAAGCACAUUGCUUCGCUUUACAACAGGAAUAUAGCCUACCUGGCUGACGUGAAAAUGAACCACGGGAAAAGCGUCCUCCAUUCGCUAUUUAAGUGCAUAGAUUACAUGUAUUUUUUUCCCCUGCCCCUGUUCUGAGACAGGUGCAUGAUAAUGGUCCAUUCUAAAUCUAAACUAAUUUCACACACACACUACCAGUCAAAAGUUUGGACACACCUACUCAUUCAAGUUUUUUUUGUUUUUUUUGGACUAUUUUCUACAUUAUAGAAUAAUAGUGAAGACAUCAAAACUAUGAAAUAACACAUAUGUAAUCAUGUUGUAACCAAAAAAAGUGUUAAACAAAUCAAAUGAUAUGUUAUAUUUGAGAUUCUUCAAAUAGCCACCCUUCGCCUUGAUGACAGCUUUGCACACUCUUGGCAUUCUCUCAACCAGCUUCAUGAGGUAGUCACCUGGAAUGCAUUUCAAUUAACAGUUGUGCCUUCUUAAAAGUUAAUUUGUAGAAUUAUUUACUUCUUAAUGCGUUUGAGCCAAUCAGUUGUGUUGUGACAAGGUAGGGGGGGGUAUACAGAAGAUAGCCCUAUUUGGUAAAAGACCAAGUCCAUAUUAUGGCAAGAACAGCUCAAAUAACAAAGAGAAACGACAGUCCAUCAUUACAUUAAGACAUGAAGGUCAGUCAAUGCGGAAAAUUUCAAGAACCUUUGAAGUUUCUUCAAGUGCAGUCGCAAAAACCAUCAAGCGCUAUGAUGAAACUGGCUCUCAUGAGGACCGCCACAGGAAAGGAAGACCCAGAGUUACCUCUGCUGCAGAGGAUAAGUUCAUUAGAGUUACUUACCAGCCUCAGAAAUUGCAGCCCAAAUAAAUGCUUCACAGAGUUCAAGUAACAGACACAUCUCAACAUCAACUGUUCAGAGGGGACUGUGUAAAUCAGGCCUUCAUGGUCGAAUUGCUGCAAAGAAACCACUACUAAAGGACAACAAUAAGAAGAAGAGACUUGCUUGGGCCAAGAAACACGAGCAAUGGACAUUAGACCGGUGGAAAUGUGUCCUUUGGUCUGAUGAGUCCAAAUUUGAGAUUUUUGGUUCAAACCGCUGUGUCUUUGUGAGACGCGGUGUGGGUGAACGGAUGAUCUCUGCAUGUGUAUUUCCCACCGUAAAGCAUGGAGGAGGAGGUGUUAUGGUGUGGGGGUGCUUUGCUGGUGACACUGUCUGUGAUUUAUUUAGAAUUCAAGGCACCCUUAACCAGCAUGGCUACCACAGCAUUCUGCAGCGAUACGCCAUCCCAUCUGGUUUGGGCUUAGUGGGACUAUCAUUUGUUUUUCAACAGGACAAUGACCCAACACACCUCCAGGCUGUGUAAGGGCUAUUUUACCAAGAAGGAGAGUGAUGGAGUGCUGCAUCAGAUGACCUGGCCUCCACAAUCCCCCGACCUCAACCCAAUUGAGAUGGUUUGGGAUGAGUCGGACAGCAGAAUGAAGGAAAAGCGGCCAACAAGUGCUCAGCAUAUGUGGGAACUCCAAGACUGUUGAAAAGCAUUCCAGGUGAAGCUGGUAGAGAGAAUGCCAAGAGUGUGCAAAGCUGUCAUCAAGGCAAAGGGUGGCUAUUUGAAGAAUCUCACAUUUAAAGUAUAUUUUGUUUUGUUUAACACUUUUUGGGUUACUACAUAGGUGUUAUUUCAUAGUUUUGAUGUCUUCACUAUUAUUCUACAAUGUAAAAAAAAAAAGCCUUGAAUGAGUAGGUGUGUCCAAACCUUUGACUGGUACUGUAUAGGAAUUAGUAUAUGUAAAGAAAAUAUUAUAUUACGAAAGGUCUGAUGGAUGACAAUAUCAUCCUUUCACUUGUGAAAUUUUGUAUUAUCUAUUGCAGCCACACAAGGGGGAUGCUGCAGGGAAAUUCGAGGCCUGGAGAGAAUAUAAGUGCUUGUCAAAUCGUGAUUGAGAGACUGAUGAAGUGUGUACAGCCUGCAGAAAAAAACAAAGCAGAGCUCAUGCCUUUUCAUGCAACCUUUUUUAAAUCAUCAUCAGUCGCAUCAUGCAGCCUUAGAAUGUUUUAAAAAUCAAAACAUACAGUGCAUUGGGAAAGUAUUCAGACCCCUUGACUUUUUCCAAAUUUUGUUACGUUACAGCCUUAUUCUAAAAUUGAUUACAUUUCCCCCCCCCCCCCCUCAUUAAUCUAAACACAAUACCACAUAAUGACAAAGUGAAAACAGGUUUUUAGAAAUGUUUGCUAAUUUAUUAAAAAUGAAAAACAGAAAUACCUUAUUCAUAUUUGUAUUCAGACCCUUUGCUGUGAGACUCGAAAUUGAGCUCAGGUACAUCCUGUUUUUGUUUUGUCAUUAUGGGGUAUUGUGUGUAGAUUGACGAGGGAAAAAAACGAUUUAGUCAAUUUUAGAAAAUGAGGAAUACUUUCCGAAUGCACUGUAUAGCCCAAUGUUUGUAUCACAACUGAAGUUGCAAUAAUAACUCUAAAUUAAGCAAAUAGGAGGACUUGUUUCUUUGUUAACCGCUCAAUACAGAAUAGCCGCAUGUGCGUACUCCCUCUGAAAUCAUUUGGAGAAAAUAUCCUUUCUAUUUUGUUCAGCUAUGUUACAUUUUUAUUCUUCAUACUAUAAAAUAAUGCCACGGAAUUCUAAGCAAAUCCUGUCUGCUAAAUGAGCUAGUGUAGCCCACAGCCAUAUGGCAGAUCAGGGCCUAACAUAAGGACAAAUCAGAGUAUGCUAUUAUGUUCUGAAAUAGAUAAUUUUCUUCAUAUCAUGUUUCUUUAGACCUGUCUAAAAUAAAGAAUGGAUUUAUUGUGAUGGUAUAGGCAAUAUUUUAUGGAUUUUUUUAGACUUUAAAAUGUAGAUGUUCCAAAGGUCUGCAUCAGUGGCUUGUAGGCUAUGCAUGGAAGCCAGUAGAUGCUAAUUGUGUUUAUGUUAAUUAACGGUCAUUUUUUUCCGUGAGACCGGCAGUUAUUUGCUUGACAAUCACCGGCUGCCAAAGUUUCAUGACCGUCAUGGCAGUGUUCAUAAUUUGUAUGGGAGAGUUUGUGUGUUUGUGUUGACUUGAGUCUCUGGCCCUGUUCCUCAAUAUGUGCUGUAUCCAUUCUAGGGGAACUCUGGAGCCCUCUGGGUGCACUGCAGGGGGUAGCGUGUGUGUGUGUGUGUGUGUGCGUAUAUGAUCUGUGUGUGUGUGUGUGUGCGUGCAUGCUUUUGUGCUUGUGUGUAUGAUCUGUUUGUGUGUGAGUGUAUGAUCUGUGUGUGUGUGUAGUAGUUAUUGAUCUCUAACUGGUGUUGCAAUAGAUUGGUUUGACUGCAGAGAGGGCGACUUCGUGCCUACCGCUGAGUGUCUGAUAUUUAACAUGAUCUCUGAAGGCAUUUGUUCACGGUGCCCGCAGGAUCUAACAACGAUGCGCUGGUUGUUUUUCUCACACACACAGGCACACACGCACACCUGGCAUGCCUCUCAUUAGCACCAGAGAAGGAGUGAUGGAGCUUUGUGAUGGAGGAUGGGCGGUCCACUCUGAUCUUGACUAGAGCAAUGCAAAGUCUCAGUGAAAGAUGAAUAAUAUGAAUGUCACACACUCAAUUUGAACUGUGACACUACUAUCUCUUCAUCUUACUAUGACCAAUGGAAACUCAUGUCCCUUAUUUCUCCUCUCUCUCUCUCGCUCUCGCUCUCGCUCUCGCUCUCGCUCUCGCUCGCUCUCCUCCUUCUCUCAUGCUCCUCUCCAGGGUGUACUCCAAGUUCCACCAGCGGCGGAUGCAGGAACUAUCCGAGGCUGGGCUAAUGAACUUCCUGCUGCUGUUCGUUGUGGUGGCCCGGCAGGCCGAGCUGGAGGAUGUAGCCUGCCGGGCCUGUGAGCUGCUGGGCCUGCUCCCUCCGGACUCCCCCCCUGCCCAGCGGAGCCUGGUAUGGAGGGGCCAGCUGGCUCUCUUACUGCUCUUCCAGGAGAGAGGUCUUGACGUGGGGGCCCAAGCUAGCUGGCUGGCCUCCUCCUUCUCUCAGACAGCCAGGGAGUUCUACCUGAAGACCACGGAACCGUCUCGCCGCCUGGCCCUCUGGGGCCCCCUGGGGUCCUACCUGGAGGGCGUGGCCGAGGUGUUUGAGACGAGCGUGAGUCUCGGCCUGUCGGAGGAGAGGCUACUCAACGAGGGGUUCGGUCUGCUGCUGCCCGCUUGCCGCCAGUCAGAGCUGAGCUCCGCCCUGGGCUUUCUGCAGAUCGUGCUGAGGGAGCUACGGUGAGAGAGGGGGUACAAACACUCAGCAACCCCCUGAGACACACUUGACACAAAUGCCCACACACACACACUACACAUUGACGAGCGGACAGACAUGCUUUCAGGCAUUGGCCUUAGACCCUACAACUAGAGCCUGGAGUUUUUGCUGGCAUGAUCACGUGAAAAAACUCCUGGCCCUACCUAUCAUUGCUGAUAUCUAAUAAUAAUAAUAAUAUGCCAUUUAGCAGACGCUUUUAUCCAAAGCGACUUACAGUCGUGCGUGCAUACAUUUUUGUGUAUGGGUGGUUCCGGGGAUCGAACCCACUACCUUGGCGUUACAAGCGCCGUGCUCUACCAGCUGAGCUACAGAGGAGCAGGAGACGGGUCCCCCUUGCCCCCAGCCCAGUCAGGCCCCAGUACUGACACCUUCAAAGGCAGGAAUGUGCUGUCCUCUGUCCCCCCUCCAUCCCAAUGGUAAACCCAGCCCAUCCAUUGUGUACGGAGGCCCCUUUCUGUCUCUUGGGGCCAUGUGGCCCCCAGGUCACCUUCAGCAGGUGCUGGCAGAGGUCUUAUAGUUAUGGCCCCUAGGGUUUCCCUUUGCAGUCACCAUGGGUAUAGUGGCAGAUCGUGAGUGUGUGGAGUGACUGUGUGGCGGAGAGUGGAGACGGCGUCAGGGUGAGUUCACCGGCGGGCCACGGGUGUGUGUUACACAGAUGACCCGAUCAGAGGUCAAAGGUUUAGAGAGAAAGGCACAGGUGAAACCGGUGUCUGUUUGGUGAGAGAAGAAGUAAAAGGGUAGGACAGAGGCUUCAGGAGGGAGAGGGUGUCUGGUUGUAUCUGAAUGGACCGGACCACUACAAUGUUGUGUUAUUGUUCAGUUUGGAUUACCCUGAGUCAGCGCUAAUGAAGCAGUAAGCUGCCAGCAACAAUCCUCACUCACGACUUAUAUGAGUGUGUGCUUGCUUUGACUCUCCUGUGUAUACAUGCACACACUCCCACAGACACAUACCUUCAAGGUGAAACACUAAGUGUGCUAGGGCUGGGAAUUGCCAGGGACCUCACGAUACGAUAUCACGAUACUUUAGUGCCGAUACGAUAUAAAAAAUAAUAUUGCGAUAUUGUCAAAACGAUACGAUACGGAAAAAAAUCCAGAUAUGUAACUAUAGAUUUUUUCCCCCCAUCACUAAAGUGUGCUCUUUUAUUUCAGUCCAGGCUCCCGUAACGUGGCAUAUCUCGCUAGGUUCGUUAAUUCAAGAAACUUCCCCCAUCUCAUAUCUCGGGGUUGGAGGGCACUCAUUUGCACAUUAAUGGCAGACGUCACAGAAGAGAGGAGCGAAAACUCCCAAAGGGGACCGUGUUAUGGGCGAGAUCACGCUGACCCAUUUAACAAAAUAAAAAAGCUCUCUCAAAUUCGUCCCGCCAAAUUACGCUUAAUUCUCCGUCCUGGCAGUACUUGAUAUCUCUGUGAUUAAUGCGUUUUCAGUGACACAAUUAACAGGUAAUUAUGUAGUCCUGCAAAUUGUGCCUCGCCGUCAUUGUUUAUUAAGAGCAGAGCAGAAUCUGCACAUAUCAAGAGAAUUAUCCCGCCAGAGGCUGUGACCGAGAGGUGUGUGCGUGUGUGCACGUGUGUGUGACAACCACUGACUCGGAUGGCCCUCGCUAAGGCCGGCCGCCCAAAGCCAACCAGGAGGCUAAUUCCUCACAUUGCAUUCCAUCCCAUGAUCCUGCGCGUGGGGGCCUGAGACCCCUGUGUCGCCAGAGGGUGUGUGUAUGUGACGUCUCAGUGCUACACAUUCAGUAUUAUAUUGGGGGGCGGGUGGGGGACAAUUAUCUGAGAUCUUAAUUAAGUGCUCUCCUCUGUAUCUAGACCCUACGCCCCUACACCUUGGCCCUCCAUUGGACCCUGAGUCUCUCUCUAACGAGCAGUGGAUGGGCAUUAUGGAGAUGGUGCAAUGCAAUAGUUGUUUUUCCCUGUCAUUAUUUAAGGCCCAGUGCAAUCAAAAAUAUAAUUUUCCUGUGUUUUAUAUGUAUUUCCACACUGAGGUUGGAUAACACUGUGUAAAUGUGAAAAUUAUGAUAAUGCCCUUUUAGUUUAAGAGCUGUUUGAAAAUACCGCCUGAAAUUUCAGCCUGUUUUGGUGGGAUGGAGUUUUGGCCUGCCUGGUUACAUCAGUUAAUAGACCAAUAAGACUCCUUCUCAUUUAACUAACUUAAUUCUGUAAUUUGUAUUCAAUUUUGCAUUGAUUAGAGAUCUCCCACAUUGGUUGCUACACAUGGAGCCACUGUAGACAGUGCCACUUUGAUUGGCCGACAAUAACAACAAACGCAUUAAACCCGUGUAGGCUACAGUAUGUCUUUUUAUGAGGCGCACAUCAUAAAAACUACACUGAACAAAAAUAUCAAACCAACAUGCAACAAUUUAAAAGAUUUUACUGAGUUACAGUUCAUAUAAGGAAAUCAGUGAAUUGAAAUAAAUUCAUUAGACCUCUAUAGAUUUCACAUGACUGGGAAUACAGAUAUGCAUCUGUUGCUCACAGAUACCUUUAAAAAAGAAGGUAGGGGCGUGGAUCAGAAAACCAGUCAGUGUGACCACCAUUUGCCUCAUACAGCGGAACACAUCUCCUUCGCAUAAAGUUGAUCAGGCUGUUGAUUGUGGCCUGUGGAAUGUUGUCCCACUCUUCAAUGGCUGAGCAAAGUUGCUUGAUAUUGGCGGGAACUGGAGCACACUGUCGUACACGUUGAUCGUACAGAGCAUCCCAAACAUGCUCAGUUUUUUUAAUUUUUUUAUUUCACCUUUAUUUAACCAGGUAAGCCAGUUGAGAACAGGUUCUCAUUUACAACUGCGACCUGGCAAGUGGGUGACAUGUCUGGUGAGUAUGCAGGCCAUGGAAGAACUGGGACAUUUUCAGCUUCCAGGAAUUGUGUACAGAUCCUUGCGACAUGGGGCUGUGCAUUAUCAUGCUGAAAUAUGAGGUAAUGGUGGCGGAUGAAUGGCACAACAAUGGGCCUCCGGAUCUCGACACGGUAUCUCUGUGCAUUCAAAUUGCCAUCGAUACAAUGCAAUUGUGUUCGUUGUCCGUAGCUUAUGCCUGCCCAUACCAUAACCCCACCACCACCAUGGGGCACUCUGUUCACAACGUUGACAUCAGCAAACCGCUCGCCCACACGGUGCCAUCUGCCAGGUACAGUUGAAACCGGGAUUCAUCCGUGAAGAGCACACUUCUCCAGCAUGCCAGUGGCCAUUGAAGUCUGUUAUGACGCCAAAUUGCAGUCAGUUCAAGACCCUGGUGAGGACGACGAGCAUGCAGAUGAGCUUCUGACAGUUUGUGCAGAAAUUCUUUGGUUGUGCAAACCCACAGUUUCAUCAGCUGUCCGGGUGGCAAGUCAGUCUCUGUGUGUGUGUGUUAGUGGUUGCGUUUGGGGGAGGGGUUAAGUGGGGUCUCUAAUGGUGUGUGUGUGUGUGUGUACAGCUAUAAGAAGCGGCAGUGGGGAGGAUUAAGUGGGGUCUCUGACUAUGUCUUGUACAAUGAGGCUUGAUGGGUGUGAAAGGCCCAUUCCGCCUUAGUAACGAGGCUAAUGAAUUCAGACUUUAAUCGAUUGUCUCAGCUCUCUCUGGAUUAGAUGCAACCUUGCUGGAAGGCGCAGGCAGAGGUGUGUGUGUGUGUGUGUGAGAGAGCGAGACGUUUUGGGAGUGCAAGGGGAGCUGAGGGGGUACCAGUACUCACCCCUGCCUCCCUCCCCUCCGUCCCUCUCUCCCUCGCUCCAUCCGGGCGAAUGAGGGGACAGGAGGAUCAUCUCCAGUCUAAAUGAGAUUACAGCUCCUUCAGCUGCUUAUCUGGGCUAAUGCCAGCCGCCGUGGUGCCAGGCAGGCACAGAAACAGAAUCCAGAGCCCAGCCUGUGUACAGGGGAUCAGCCCCGCUCUGCUCUGCCCUGCCCCGCACGACCUAAUCCCCCCAGAGAUGGGAAGAGUGAGAGAGCGAAGAAGGGGGAUGGUAAGAAUGUGAAAGAGAGGAAGGGAGCAGAGUAUAGAUAGGGAUGCAGGUGGAGAGGUGGUGUGAAGGAGAGGGAGAUACUGUGUUUCUGUUGAAUAAUGAUGUUAUUGGUGUGUGCGUCCAUGUGUGUUUCUCUCAUGUUGUGUUUUGUGUGUGUGUGUGUCCUACAGGAGGGUCCAUCAGCGCAAUGUCCAGCCUGGCCACUCAGCAUGCCCCCCCGGUGCCUGGCCGCCUCCUCCCAAUGCCAGCGUGGGUAAAGAGCGCCACCUAGCGGUGGCAGCAGCUCUCUGGGCCCACUUUUUCCCCUUCCUCUGCAGCCUGCGCCUUUCCAACACCCCUCAUGCCCAGCUGGCUGACGCUGCCGCAGGUCAGACGCACACACUGGGAGAGGGAGAGAGUGGGAGGAAGGGGGAGGAGGAUAAAUGUUCACUGUGUACAACAAUUUCACAUUGUGGGUUGCACACACACACACACAAACAAUUGUCUUUCUUAUAAGAUAAUAUACACUGUCUGCCUUUGUCUCACUGUUUCUCGCUCUCUCUCUCUCUCUCUCGUCAGUGAUUUACUCUCAACAUCUUGCAUCUGUGCAUUGUGUUGAGCAUUCAGUGAAAAAUAUUUCCGUUACAGUAUGACUCUCUCAAACUUCUUUGCCAUGGUAGUUACCGUAAGGUAACAUGGUAUGAAUGUUGACUCUCUUUUCCAGGUUUUACUCUGCUGGCCUUUGACUUUCCUAGCUCUGCCCCCCAAGACCUCCAGCCCAACCCCAUCCAGUCCAUCAUGCAGUGCUUCGGCUGGGACGACAUGCUGCACCCCCUGCUAGUCACUCGCUACCUGCCCCACCUGCUCCAGAACAGGUAAUAUUACUCCAGUACAUUACCCUAGUAAGCAGGGUCUGAACUCCAAUAAGAAAUGCUUGUUUUUGUUUUCUGUUGCAAAACACUUUGCUACGGAGUUCACUAAUGAAUACGACCCAGGUGUGGUGGCACACAUCAGAGAUGAUCAUUCUGAGAAAGGUGCUGCACUAAAUCACUGAUCUACAAAUCCCCUUUGCAUUCCAAACUACUAUCCAUCAUGUGAUCUUAUACAGAUUAGCACAUCUGUGCAGCGCCUUGCUCCGGUGGAACAUAGAGAUUGAGAUAAACUACAUUGCAGUCAGACUGCGCAGAAUCACUGAUCUACAAAUAAAUCACCUCGCAUCCCAAAUAACAACUCAUUAUUCAAUCAAAAUUAUCUAUUCUGCGCCUCACCUCACUUGUGAUUCCCUUGAACACAUUUGUUGUCUGUUCUAUGUCAAACUGACUCUCUUCACCAGCGAGCUGGUGUAUUCAGUGAGUUACGGCUGUGGAGGUUCCGUGUCAGGCUCAGCCCAGACUCUGUCUGUGAGAGCCUGGUUCCGCUGUGUUCUGCAGCAGCACAUCCACAAAAACCCAGACGGCACCGACAGCAGAGCAGGUACAGAACCUCAAACUAAAACCCUGGACAUCCGACCCCUCUCUCCUGAGAUGAUAAUAAUAUGCAGUGCAUUUGAAAAGUAUUCAGACCCCUUCCCUUUUUCCACAUUUUGUUACAUUACAGCCUUACACCCUAUUUACAUAAGUAUUCAGACCCUUUGCUAUGAGACUCGAAAUUGAGCUCAGAUGCAUCCUGUUUCCAUUGAUCAUCAUUGAUGUUUCUGCAACUUGAUUGGAGUCCACCUGUGGAAAAAUUCAAUUGAUUUGGACAUGAUUUAGAAAGGCACACACCUGUCUAUAUAAGGUCCCACAGUUGACAGUGCAUGUCAGAGCAAAAACCAAGCCAUGAGGUCGAAGGAAUUGUCCGUAGAGCUCUGAGACAGGAUUGUGUCGAGGCACAGAUCUGGGGAAGGGUACCAAAACAUUUCUGCAGCAUUGAAGGUCCCCAAGAACACAGUGGCCUCCAUCAUUCUUAAAUGGAAGAAGUUUGGAACCACCAAGACUCUUCCUAGAGUUGGCCAACUGGCCAAACUGAGCAAUCGGGGGAGAAGGUCCUUGGUCAGGGAGGUGACCAAGAACCCGAUGGUCACACUGACAGAGCUCCAAGUUCCUCUGUGAAGAUAGGAGAACCUUCCAGAAGGACAACCAUCACUGCAGCACUCCACCAAUCAGGCCUUUAUGGUAGAGUGGCCAAAUGGAAGCCACUCUUCAGUAAAAGGCACAUGACAGCCCGCUUGGAAUUUGCCAAAAGGCACCUAAAGGACUCUCAGACCAUGAGAAACAAGAUUCUCUGGUCUGAUGAAACUCUUUGGCCUGAAUGCCAAGCUUCAUGUCUGGAGGAAACCUGGCACCAUCCCUACAGUGAAGCAUGGUGGUGGCAGCAUCAUGUUGUGGGGAUGUUUUUCAACGUCAGGGACUGGUAUACUAGUCAGGAUAGAGGGAAAGCUGAACGGAGCAAAGUACAGAGAGAUCCUUGAUGAAAACCUGCUCCAGAGCGCUCAGGACCUCAGACUGUGACGACGGUUCACCUUCCAACAGGACAACGACCCUAAGCACACAGCCAAGACAACGCAGGAGUGGCUUCGGGACAAGUCUCAAUGUCCUUGAGUGGCCCAGCCAGAGCCCGGACUUGAACCCAAUCGAACAUCUCUGGAGAGACCUGAAAAUAGCUGUGCAGCGACGCUCCCCAUCCAACCUGACCGAGCUUGAGAGGAUCUGCAGAGAAGAAUGGGAGAAACUCCCCAAAUACAGGUGUGCCAAGCUUAUAGCGUCAUACCCAAGAAGACUCUAGGCUGUAAUCGCUGCCAAAGGUGCUUCAACAAAGUACUGAGUAAAGGGUCUGAAUACUUAUGUAAAUGUGUUUCUUUUUUUUAUACAUUUGCACCAAAAAAAAAACGUGUUUUUGCUUUGUCAUUAUGGGGUAUUGUGUGUAGAUUGAUGAGGAAAAAACCCUAUUUAAUCUAUUUUCGAAUAAGGCUGUAACAUGACAAUGUGGAAAAAGUCAAGGUGUCUGAGUGGCGCAGUGCUAACUGUGCCACUAGAGAUCCUGGUUCGAAUCCAGGCUCUGUCGCAGCCGGCCGCGACCGGGAGACUCAUGGGCGGUGCACAAUUGGCCCAGCGUCGUCCAGGGUAGGGGAGGGAAUGGCCGGCAGGGAUGUAGCUCAGUUGAUAGAGCAUGGCGUUUGCAACGCCAGGGUUGUGGGUUCGAUUCCCACGGGGGGCCAGUAUAAAAAAAUAUGUAUUCACUAACUGUAAGUCGCUCUGGAUAAGAGCGUCUGCUAAAUGACUAAAAUGUAAAUGUAAAUGAAUACUUUCCGAAUGCACUGUAUGCCAUUUAGCAAACGCUUUUAUCCAAAGAAAGUUAGUCAUGCGUGCACAAACUGGCCAGGCCUCACUGGUCUCUGUUCAGCAGUCAGCAAUGAAAAUACAUCCUCAGUCAGUUAUGCCACAUUUAAACACUUGUAACCUACACUUCUUGUCUAUUACCAUAUUAGGAUCAUUUACCAUUAGUUUCCCUUUUUAAGUAUGUGUGGCUCAGUUGGAAAGAGUGUGGCUCUAGAAACACUUAAGGUCGUGGGUUCAGGUCCCAUAAGGAACUAAUACACAUCCUAAAAAUGGCCAGUAGGUCACUUGGCUGCAUUUACACAGUCAGCCCAAUUUUGAUAUAUUGCCCAAUUAUUGGUCUUUUGACCGAUCAGAUCUUUUGCCAAUAAUUGGGCAAAAGAUCAGAAUUGGGUUACCUGUGUAAAUACAGUCUUUGGAUAAAAGUGUCUGCUAAGUGGCAUAUAUGAUUAUUUAUUAUGUGUUACUGACUUUUUCCAGGCAGGGCUCUGGAGGAGCAGUUGUCAGAGCUCACUAGGCUCGUAUUGAGGCUCCCUGAGGUGGACUCCCUACUGCAGAGGGCUGGGCUGCAGCCUGGAGCCGGCAGCAAGCUAGAGCCCAGGCCUGCUCUGGAGAUGUUCAUCAAGGUACUACACACACACACACACACACUGUAACAGGGUAGCACCUCGUCACGCACACAGUGUAACAGGGUAGCACGUCAUCUCACACACGCAUGCGCACAAGGAUAUUUGCAACAUGCAAGAUACAUACAGGUAACUGCCAAAAUAAAGGAAAGACUUGAGUAAAUGAGGGAUACAAAGUAUAUUGAAAGCAGGUGCUUCCACACAGGUGUGGUUCCUGAGUUAAUUAAGCAAUUCAUCCCAUCAUGCUUAGGUGUCAUGUAUAAAAAUGCCCAUUUGCCCAUUAUUUUGGCUACCGUGGCUAGAAGAAGAGAUCUCAGUGACUUUGAAAGAGGAGUCUCAAAGUAGCAUAGGGGGUUUAAAGGGGGUGUGUGUGUGUCUCAAUCACCAGAUCGCAACCCAAUUGAACACUUAUGGGAGAUUCUGGAGCGGCGCCUGAGACUGCGUUUUCCACCACCAUCAACAAAACACCAAAUGAUGGAAUUUAUUUUGGAAAAAUGGUGUCGCAUCCCUGCAAUAGAGUUCCAGACACUUGUAGAAUCUAAUUCAAGAUGCAUUGAAGCUGUUCUGGUGGCUCGUGGUGGCCCAACGCCCUGUUAAGACACUUUAUGUUGGUGUUUACUUUAUUUUGGCAGUUACGUGUAUAUCAACAGCAAACGCUGAAAGGCAAGUCUGCAUUUCCGUACAAAUACACCUUAACUACAUCGUCACUUUUGUAUUUUUCUCUCUCAGGCUGUGGGGCGUGUGUACAGUGGGCUGCAGGUGUUGUCUGAGCGUUCUGUCAUGGUCGCCCGUGCUCUGGACUACACAGGGGACAUCAUGAAGUAUAUCAAACCCUACCUGGUCAAUAAGAGUCCUCAGGAGGGGCUGCUGCUGGCCUACUGGGCUGUGGGUGGGUGUAUGCAUCACUGAGGCCUGCCCCUAUCCCCCUAGGCAUUUGUUUGAAUCUGUAAUGACUGGAUAAGUGUAAGGUGGAGCUAUAACCAUAUUGCUUCUACCUAUUCAAUAAUUUUGGAUCUCCGCAAGUGCAUAGAAAAUAUAUUGGCAAGAGGUCAAUUUGGUAUUGGGCGAGAAGGAAUCAGCGUGUUUGAGAGUAUCAGGAUAUGAUCAUGAUGAGCAAUUCUGCCCAGUAACUUGCUUCGAGUCUAUCUCCUCAAACACGUUGAAUGUCUGUCAUCCUUGGUGUUGACUGUGUGUGUGUGUGUGUGUGUGUGUGUGUGUUCUCAGGGUGCGUGGUGAAGCACUGGAGUCCCCUACUGGCCACCUCCAAGGCCCAGCAGCUGCUGUUCAACAUUGUCAACGGGCUGCUCCUCCCUAACUCUCUGUCCGGGUUGGACAAGGCCUUGAGGGACAGCCUGCCCCUCUACCUGCAGGUGGGACACACGCACAUACACCUGCGAACACACACACAUGCAAGCACACUCUCGCACACAGACACUCACACUCCCUCUACCUAAACAUCAUGUUACUGACUACCCCAGUUUGGAUACUUCAGAAAAAAGUAUUGUUUGGAUACUUCCGAAAGUACUAACAGGGUUGGAGGGGAGGAAAGAAAAAUGCAGAGGUAUUUUCCAUCAGCAUUAGUAAUACUAUACUAACUGACCUCUCUCUGUGUCUCUGUCUCUCCUGUUUCACUCCUUUCCUCCCCUCCAGGGUCUGUCUAUAGCAGCCAGUAUGUCUCAGUCUCAGGGAGCCUACCUGAAGAAGCAGCUCCGUGAUGUCAUCUCCAAGUACCUGGACCACUUCCUGCCUGCCACGCCAUCGGUUGGGGCCGUAGCCAAUCACCCGGUGCUGCUGGCGGCCUGCGAAUCCACGCCCACCCCAUGUGGGGCAGCGCUGAGAAGGAGCAUCCUGCAGGUGAUCAGGUAGGAUUCUGACGCUCUCGGUAGAGAUUGCUCUUAGGUACAGAUCCAGGAUCAGUUAACCCUGCCCAAAUCCUCACCUUAAUAAUUAGGGAGGGGAAUGCAAAGCCAAACUGACCUUGGAGCAGUGUCUCAGGACAACUUCAUCCUACUCCACAUUGACAGCCUCCUUAGAGCAUCUACUAAAUGGCCAGACAUUACUGGCUCUGUGUCAUACCUCUUCUGUGUCUAUCUCCAUAGUGAGAACUUCCUGCAGUUCAAAGUCCACGCCCCUCCUCCCCGCCUGGCCACGGUCCUGGCCUUCCUAUUAGAGCUGCUGAGACGGAACAAUGACAGUGACCCCGCCCUACUCACCAUGCCCCUCCCCUCUCUGCUCCGCUGCCUGAAGCUGGUCAACGAGCCUCAUGGUGAGAAUACACAAAUAGACACGUACACACAGUAAUCAUAUUUGUGAACAAUAUGUGAACAUGCUUGCUCCUAUGGGUAGUGUUUUUAUAGGUUUUCGUGUGUGCAAUGUGCGUGUGCAUGUGGUAACUAGUCUAACAGCAGCUGUGCGUUCACAGUGAGGAGGACCAGUACAGAGGCCCUGCAGCUGGUGGUGGAGAGAUGUUCAGCCGCCGCAGGGGAUGCACCAUGUAACCAGACCGUCACUGUUCUACGGUGAGUGACACCAACUACCAUAGCCUUUACUCUUCCUCUCUGCACUUGAGUCGUGUCUAUUAUUGUGCACCGUAGCAAAGUGUUUUCAAACGUUGGACAAGUUCAUAUAAUACCUCCCUGUUUCACUCAGUUCCGAACAUUUUCUUCCAUUUCGUGCCUACUGAACAUGACACUGUUCUAGGGCAGCCAUGCUAUUGACCAUCACGGUUAGAAAUAUAUAUAUCUGCAAUGCUUUGUGUGUGUAUAAAGCAUGUACAUUGGUGUUACAGUAUCUCUAUGUCUUACUGUGUCUGUGUGUUCAGGUCCUUUGUGGAGGAGAAUGAGGGGGUGUAUGACAGACAGGUGUACAGUGUUCUGGAGACGAUAGCGGUUCUGGACAGUCAUGUGGUCCAGGUUCUGAUCCCUGUUCUGUCGCUGAGUCUGAGAAAUACAGAGCACAAGAGAGGACUGGGCAAGAACACCACACUGAGGUAGAGUUCUAAACCUGACCGUAUCCCAACCACUAGUCUAACCUAACCUAGACAUAAUCCUAUUUUUAUGGUUCAUUUAUAUUUGGAGAGAUGCGGAACAACUAAGUACUAUUGCAUUAUGGGAAUUAGCAGUCCGACAGCACGUAGGAUGCCUUUUUAUCCGAUUCCCGCAGAAAAUCUUGUCACCCGACCUGAUAUAAUGCUACAUUUGCGCACACCAUGGGGAACCAUUAUCGCACUGUAUAAAUUGCGUGGUGGCCUAUGUGGGGAAAACAUCUGAAGUGUCGGGAAUAUUAAAAUGCUUUACAGUAGUCAUAAAACCUUCAUUACAUACAUACAUACAUUACAUUACAUGCCAGAUACCAAACCACAUCAUUAAUAAAAACACACAACCCCACACACACACAGUUGAAGUCAGAAGUUUACAUACACCUUAGCCAAAUACAUUUAAACUCAGUUUUCCACAAUUCCUGACAUUUAAUCCCAGUAAAAAUUCCCUGUCUUAAGUCAGUUAGGAUCACCACUUUAUUUUAAGAAUGUGAAAUGUCAGAAUAAUAGUAGAGAGAAUGAUUUAUUUCAGCUUUUAUUUCUUUCAUCACAUUCCCAGUGGGUCAGAAGUUUACAUACACUCAAUUAGUAUUUGGUAGCAUUGCCUUUAAAUUGUUUAACGUGGGUCAAACGUUUCAGGUAGCCUUCCACAAGCUUCCCACAAUAAGUUGGGUGAAUUUUGGCCCAUUCCUCCUGACAGAGCUGGUGUAACUGAGUCAGGUUUGUAGGCCUCCUUGCUCGCACACGCUUUUUCAGUUCUGCCCACACUUUUUCUAUAGGAUUGAGGUCAGGGCUUUGUGAUGGCCACUCCAAUACCUUGACUUUGUUGUCCUUAAACCAUAUUGCCACAACUUUGGAAGUAUGCUUGGGGUCAUUGUCCAUUUGGAAGACCCAUUUGCGACCAAGCUUUAACUUCCUGACUGAUGUCUUGAGAUGUUGCUUCAAUAUAUCCACAUAAUUUUCCUUCCUCAUGAUGCCAUCUAUUUUGUGAAGUGCACCAGUCCCUCCUGCAGCAAAGCACCCCCACAGCAUGAUGCUGCCACCCCCAUGCUUCAUGGUUGGGAUGGUGUUCUUCGGCUUGCAAGCAUCCCCCUUUUUCCUCUGAACAUAACGAUGUUCAAACAGUUUCAUCAGACCAGAGACAUUUCUCCAAAAAGUACGAUCUUUUUCCCCAUGUGCAGUUGCAAACCGUAGUCUGGCUUUUUUAUGGCGGUUUUGGAGCAGUGGCUUCUUCCUUGCUGAGCGGCCUUUCAGGUUAUGUCGAUAUAGGACUUGUUUUACUGUGGAUAUAGAUACUUUUGUACCUGUUUCCUACAGCAUCUUCACAAGGUCCUUUGCUGUUGUUCUGGGAUUGAUUUGCACUUUUCGCACCAAAGUACGUUCAUCUCUAGGAGACAGAACUCGUCUCCUUCCUGAGCGGUAUGAAGGCUGCGUGGUCCCAUGGUGUUUAUACUUGCGUACUAUUGUUUGUAUAAAUGAACGUGGUACAUUCAGGUGUUUGGAAUUGCUCCCAAGGAUUAACCAGACUUGUGGAGGUCUACAAUUAUUUUUUUGAGGUCUUGGCUGAUUUCUUUAGAUUUUCCCAUGAUGUCAAUCAAAGAGGCACUGAGUUUGAAGGUAGGCCUUGAAAUACAUCCACAGGUACACUUCCAAUUGACUCAAAGGAUGUCAAUUAGCCUAUCAGAAGCUUCUAAAGCCAUGACAUCCCUUUCUGGAAUUUUCCAAGCUGUUUAAAGGCACAGUCAACUUAGUGUAUGUAAACUUCUGACCCACUGGAAUUGUGAUUAAGUGAAAUAAUCUGUCUGUAAACAAUUGUUGGAAAAAUUACUUGUGUCAUGCACAAAGUAGGUGUUUUAACCGACUUGACAAAACUAUAGUUUGUUAAAAAGAAAUUUGUGGAGAGGUUGAAAAACGAGUUUUAACUGUAUACACAGUGCAUUCGGAAAGUAUUCAGACCCCUUUUUUCCAUAUUGUUACGUUACAGCCUUAUUCUAAAAUUGAUUAAAUUAUUUUUUUACCUCAUCAAUCUACACACAAUACCCCAUAAUGAUAAAGCGAAAACGGGUUCUUAGAAAUGUUUGCAAAUGUAUAAAAAAAAAAAAACUGAUACCUUAUUUACAUAAGUAUUCAGACCCAAAAUUACGCUCAGGUGCAUCCUGUUUCCAUUGAUCAUCCUUGACAUGUUUCUACAACUUGAUUGGAGUCCACCUGUGGUAAAUUCAAUUGAUUGGACAUGAUUUGGAAAGGCACACACCUGUCUAUAUAAGAUCCCACAGUUGACAGUGCAUGUCAGAGCAAAAACCAAGCCAUGAGGUCAAAGGAAUUGUCCGUAGAGCUCCGAGACAGGAUUGUGUCGAGGCACAGAUCUGGGGAAGGGUACCAAAACAUUUCUGCAGUAUUUAAGGUCCCCAAGAACAGUGGCCUCCAUCAUUCUUAAAUGGAAGAAGUUUGGAACCACCAAGACUCUUCCUAGAGCUGGCCGCCCGGCCAAACUGAGCAAUCGGGGGAGAAGGUCCUUGGUCAGGGAGGUGACCAAGAACCCGAUGACAGAGCUCCAGAGUUCCUCUGUGGAGAUGGGAGAACCUUCCAGAAAGACAACCAUCUCUGUAGCACUCCCCCAAUCAGGCCUUUAUGGUAGAGUGGCCAGACGGAAGCCACAUCUCAGUAAGAGGCACAUGACAGCCCGCUUGGAGUUUGCCAAAAGGCACCUAAAGGACCCAUUCUCUGGUCUGAUGAAACCAAGAUUGAACUCUUUGGCCUGAAUGCCAAGUGUCACGUCUGGAGGAAACGUGGCAGCAUCCCUACGGUGAAGCAUGGUGGUGGCAGCAUCAUGCUGUGGGGAUGUUUUUCAGCGGCAGGGACUGGGAGACGAGGGAAAGUCAGGAUCGAGGGAAAGUUGAACGGCGCAAAGUACAGAGAUCCUUGAUGAAAACAUGCUCAGGACCUCAGACGGUGGCGAAGGUUCACCUUCCAACAAGACAACGACCCUAAGCAUACAGCCAAGACAACGCAGGAGUGGCCUCGGGACAAGUCACUGAAUGUCCUUGAGUGGCCCAGCCAGAACCCGAUCGAACAUCUCUGGAGAGACUUGAAAAUAGCUGUGCAGCGACACUCCCCAUCCAACCUGACAGAGCUUGAGAGGAUCUGCAGAGAAGAAUGGGAGAAAUACAGGUGUGCCAAGCUUGUAGCGUCAUACCCAAGAAGAUUUGAGGCUGUAAUUGCUGCCAAGCCGCUUCAACAAAGUACUGAGUAAAGGAUCUGAAUACUUAUGUAAAUGUGAUAUUUGCGUUUUUUAUUUGCAAUUAAUUUGCAAAAAUUUCUAAAAACCUGUUUUUGCUUUGUCAUUAUGGGGUAUUGUGUGUAGGUUGAUGAGAGGGGAAAAAACAAUGUAAUCAAUUUUAGAAUAAGGCUGUAAUGUAAUUUUUUGGGGAAAGUGUCAAGGGGUCUGAAUACUUUCCGAAUGCACUGCAUAUAUACGGUGAACCCUGAUGCAGUGUUCAGUGACACAGUCAACUCUUUGUAUGAAAUAUACUGGAUCUUGUGCGGUGACAUCUUUGAGUCAUUUUGUGACCCCCCUCUCACUCACUCUCUCUGCAUGUGUGACAGGAAUGCAUACAGGAAUUUGCUGACCCUGCUUGGGGACGGUGGUCAGGCGGAGAUCAUCAGCCUGGAGGAAGACUGACCCUUGACCCCAGGACCAGGUCACCAUGCUGUUGACCACAACACCACUGGGCUUGAAAUUAAUGUAUAUACAUGUACAUAAUGUAUAUAAAUUGUCCUGUUGGAGUUAUACAGAUCAUAAUUUAUGAUCAAGUUUCCAUCUUCACAUUGAAAUAUUUUUCAAAAAGGUGUUAAGAAAUUAAAUAAUGUGCUGGGAAAAAAAUUUGGAAGUGCAUGUGUUGUAUUUCAGUUUCCUAAUUUCACAGGCUUGGGAAGAGUGUGCGAUGCAUAUAGAUAGAACAAAAUAUUAUACAUUUAACUAUUUAUAUGGUGUGAUAGUAACUACUGUUAGUAGACAAACAUUAUCUCUGUGUGCUAAUGCACUCUUGUGUUGGCCCAACUUUACAGGCAGAACCACCUCCUUUCCUGACACUGUAUCCCUCAUCAGAGUCCGAAAGAUUACUUCUGCUUUUCCCAUUCCCUUUUUCCUUUGCAAUCAGGCUUCAUUUCGGCAGUCAUCAUUUCACGCCUGGUCCAACUUGAGGUGUCAUAAAAAAAUGCACCCCCCUCCCCAAUGUAACACAUAUUUUCACAUGACCCUCCCC